Molecule: messenger RNA, 1651 nt
Organism: Eupeodes corollae
Lineage: Eukaryota; Metazoa; Arthropoda; Insecta; Diptera; Syrphidae
Product: trimeric intracellular cation channel type 1B.1
Exons: 4
Coding region: 228-1058 (276 amino acids)
Biological process (GO): potassium ion transmembrane transport
Cellular component (GO): membrane
Molecular function (GO): potassium channel activity; identical protein binding
Source: RefSeq, a predicted model, not a curated record
AAUACGAAUACGAAUACCUAUAGUGAGUUAAAUGAGCGGUGCCAGUGCCAAUGGUGCCGAGUCUAGUGGCUAUAAUUAAACAUUUGAGGCAAAGACUCGUAGCUGCUCGCAGGGUGCUCGGGAAAAGUACUGCCGCUGUUCGUACGUAGCUGGCCAAAAAGAAAUCCUAAUUUAAACGCACAAACGAUUUAAAACGACACAAAGCUUUACAUAUCAACGGCAUCAUCAUGGAUCCCGAAGCAUUUUUGGAUAUGGCCAAUCAGGUCAUAAAACUAAAAAUGUUUCCAUAUUUUGACAUUGCACACAGUUUAUUGGCGGCGCUUGCUGUACGUGAAGAUUUAGGUGCCAAUUCACAAGUAUUCUCGAGGAAACAUCCGCUUGCAUGUUGGUUGUCAACUAUGUUGGUUAUCUUUUCCGGCGGUAUGGUUGCCAAUGGACUUUUAGGUGAACCUAUUUUGGCGCCUCUCAAAAAUACACCACAGUUGUUAGUGGGAACUGCUGUGUGGUAUUUGGUCUUUUAUACUCCAUUUGAUAUUGGCUAUAAGGUGGGUAAAUUUCUUCCCAUAAAACUUGUGGCAAGUGCUAUGAAAGAAAUUUAUCGAGCUAAAAAGAUCUAUGACGGAGUUUCACAUGCUGCAAAAUUGUAUCCAAAUGCUUGGGUUAUAAUGAUUAUUAUUGGAACACUGAAAGGAAAUGGUGCUGGUUUCACAAAACUCUUGGAGCGUCUCAUCCGUGGCGCCUGGACACCAACUGCAAUGGAAUUCAUGCAACCAACAUUCUACACUAAAGCAUCAGUAGUUGCUUCGAUCAUCUUUGUUUUGGACAAAAAGACCGAUUGGAUCUCAGCGCCACAUGCCCUGGUCUACUUCGGCAUAGUCAUCUUCUUAGUGUAUUUCAAAUUGUCAUCGAUUUUGUUAGGAAUCCAUGAUCCUUUCCUGCCAUUUGAAAAUCUACUGUGUGCUAUUUUCUUCGGUGGCAUUUGGGACAGUUUGGCAAAGAUCUUGGGUCGUGGCCAAGUCAAGGAGGGAGAUUCUAAAGACGUAAAGAAGACCAACUAAUUUUUUUCAGUUUUAAUUUUGAAAAAUAAUGUAAAACAAAGUGCAAUUCUUUUUUCUUAAUUAGGUUCUUCUUUAAAUUUAAUGUAUAAUUUUAAAUUUAUAUUUUAUGUAUAACAGUCCUUGCCAACAAAUUAUUGUUUUUGUCUUAAAAAUCAUAAGAUUUAAGUUACUAGCCCACAUUUGUUUAAAUUUUUGUCAUCUAGUCAAAGUGUCGCUCUUACUGCUGGACAUGUUUAGUGGGUAAAGUGUCCUGCAGCGACAGUGACACUUUUUUUUUUAUUAUAAUCUUGUAUUGUUUCCAUUCAAUAUUUGUUUUAGUUUUAUUUUAUUUUUCAUUGUAAAUUUGUACGAUAGUUGAAAAUUGUUCAAUUUAAAAUUAAUUCUAAGUAGCGACAGACGAUAUUUUAUAAAUAAGCUCGACGUGUUUUUCCUUUGGAAAGAAAAUAAACAAAAACAAGAAACAAACAUAUUAUAAUCGCAUAAUAUUAUAUUAAUUAUUUAAAAAAUUGAAAAACAAAAACAAAACAUGCAACACAUUUUUUUAAUUCAAUAAAGAAAAAAAAACAUUUUUGAGAUAAAAAACAUCUAAAUAA